AACUUUAUUUUGAUCGUACAAAAUUUGGUUGUUUAUCAUUACUCGCAAAAUUAAGUUGCGAUAUAAGUAGAUGUAUGAAAUUAUUGAUAUUGUGGUUUAAUAAGAAAUGAUGACAUAACAUAUAUGUGGACUGUGAUACGAAAAUUAUUACUCCUAUGAAAUGAGGAUGUGAAGUGAAGUGAAGUGAAGUGAUAGAGAAAAUAAAAGAGAGAAUGUGAAAGCAAAGUACGGUUUGGGGUAAAAUCGUAAAUGCGCGAGAAGAUUCAAAUUGGGGAAUGCAGAAAACUAGAAGUAUUGAAAUACACAAUAAACAAGGCACCCUCACUACUCACGCCUCACGAGGAAGAAGACAGACUGACAGACAGACACAACGCUCUCUCUCUCUCUCUCUCUCUCUCUCUCUCUUCCUACACACAAUUGUGAUCCAAAUAGACAAAUACAAGCAGUGCACAACUACUCUACUCUCCUCCCUCCUCUGCUUCACAACGCAUACCCCAUUUCCAUAUAACCCAAAAACAAAAUCCACUUGUUUGGAAAAGCAUGAAAAAGAUCUAGUAAUGCCUGUCAACAAUCCAAUCCUUCUUCUCACAUCCAUCAUUUUCCUCGCUGCUUCAUCAAUGGCAUUGCCCAGGCCCGGAUUCCUCUACACAAGAUCCAGAGGAACGUGCACUCCUCAGUAUUGGAGCAGCAGGAGCGAGUUGUGGCCGAAGAUGGUUCCCCACAGGUCCACGGUGUCCAACGUUUUCGGGUCGCAGGCCUUGGAGCGCUUCCGGCCCGACCUCACGCUGCUGGAGGCGGCCGCCAGGAAUACCGAAAACGUGUUCGCGGCGCUGCUCAAGGAGUCCACGGCCGCGCUGCUCAACUCGUACGCUAGAAAUGGGUAUCCCUACGCCGCCUGGGAGGUCAAGACGCUGCUCAUUCAGGCUCUCGUUUCCGACACUGCCGCCGCCGCUCUGGCGGAGAGGUUUCUUCACGCCAAUCACAACUGUGCUUGAUAUUUCUCUCAAAGAACAGGAAUUAGUGUUUGUGGGGAUUUUGCGAUGUGGUGAAAGCGAUAGUUUGGAUUUUGGUAUCUGUAAUCAUUUGCUUUUUUCUUUUUCAUUUAGUACUCGGAUUUUAAUUUCUUCAUAUGCAUCAGGGAAAAUAGGUUGUGAGAUCUGGUACUGACAUUCUGAAUAUGCCUCAGAAAUGAUAUUGAUAAUUGGAAGGUUUUUAUUUCAAAUAAAAUAAGUGAAAUUAUAAUGCAAAGGCCAAA
Molecule: messenger RNA, 1255 nt
Organism: Salvia splendens (bonfire salvia)
Lineage: Eukaryota; Viridiplantae; Streptophyta; Magnoliopsida; Lamiales; Lamiaceae
Exons: 2
Coding region: 276-995 (239 amino acids)
Source: RefSeq, a predicted model, not a curated record